Ficedula albicollis (Collared flycatcher) is the source of this 2643-nucleotide messenger RNA. RefSeq names its product cannabinoid receptor 2 (gene CNR2). The record is from RefSeq and is a predicted model, not a curated record. NCBI's taxonomy places the organism in Eukaryota, Metazoa, Chordata, Aves, Passeriformes, Muscicapidae. The transcript has 4 exons. Gene Ontology annotation, molecular function: cannabinoid receptor activity. Gene Ontology annotation, biological process: cannabinoid signaling pathway. Bases 1368 to 2417 code for a protein of 349 amino acids. Gene Ontology annotation, cellular component: membrane.
CGUGAGUGUGAGCUCACACCCACCUCUGCAUUGUGCACUGGUGUGUGUGGGUGUGCACAGCACCCAGCAAACAGCACCAGCAGCCAAAGCACCCCGGACACCGACAGAUCAGUUAUCCAAACCUGCGCCUGGGGGCUUUAAAGGGCUUGUGCUGAAGCAGCUUUGUCGCAACUGACAGCCCUACUCUGGAAAACAAACACAUCCAGGCACGACUCAGAGUCACACCCUGUUUUCUGCCUCGACAGCUCCCCGUAUGAACGCACACCGCCCCUGAGUCACAGAACCCUGCAGGAACCUUCAGCCCAUUUAAAUCAAUAUGCCUGGUUCAAGUCCUAGCAGCAGGGAAAACAUUUUUACCUGAACCCUCCUCCCUCCACAGGAGCAGCAGAAGUGUUCCUGCAGCAGGCCAGGGCACUGGAGAAUCCCUCAGACAAGCUCUGUUUGUUGUCAGGAGCUGUGCUAGACACAGCAGGAAAUGUGGGAGGUUUUUCUGAGAAUUUUCUCUACGAGUGCAGCAGAGUCACUCACUGUGGCUCUCUGAGUCACACCUUAUCAAGGCUCCCCAGUACAGCCUGUGCAGUCUAUAUCCACCCACAGUGUGGCCAGUUCCUUUGGGAUUUGGGGCUGACACGGUGAUAUUGUCCCUGUGUCACCAGCAGCUGUCCCUGCUUUCCAGCGGCACCAGCACAACCCAGUCCCGGACAUCCUGGAGGAAGGAUGGAUGAGAGCAGGGAGAAAAUCACCUCGUUCCUCUGGCAUGAGCUGAUUCUGUGUACAGAGAAAUUCAGGGACACAGGUGAGGUCUGUGCUGCAGAUUUCUGAGCUUGCCCUUGGACCUGCACACAACCAGGUACAUGCAGAUUUUCCCACAUCUAGUUUUCUUCCUCCCCAUACUUUUCCAUGCUCUCAGAGAAAUCAGGAGGAGAACCUGAGCGUCUCUUGCCUCAAACUCUGCAGUUACAUGGAGAAAUGAGAGGGACUGGUUAUUUCAGCGAGCCUGAGGGUUUGGGUGGUUGUAGCUGUGGUGCGAGCAGGCAGCAGAACACAACACCCAGAGGAGAAGUGAGGAAGGAAAGAAAACCCGACACACAUUCUCCGAAAGAAUGUGACAGAGAGCAAGGAAGCAGAGGAAGGAUUCACACUGAUGGAUUGCCAGCCCAGGGGAAUAAACCAGAAUGGUUCAACGAACCCAGAUGAAACCAGAAGUGCCGUGAGAGGAGAGGGAAGCAGGCGCUGUCCGCAGCUGCAGCGAGUGCCCUGAGAGCCAGAGGGAUGGGAAGCCCCAGAGCAUCCGUGGGGAGAGCAUCUGAAGAAGUGCAGAAGGAAGCAGAAGGUUCUCUGUGAGCCCCCAGCUCCAGGUGACCACCAUGGAUACUUGCAAGGUUCCUGCAAACACCUCCAAGUGCAGCGGGAACACCAUGGAGUGCUUCAUGGUGCUCAGCACACAGGCACAGAAGAUUAGCAUUGGCAUCCUGUGUGGCCUCUUUGGGACAAUGUGUGUUUUUGAGAACUCCUUGGUGCUUUACCUGAUUUUCUCUUCCCCUGGGAUCAGGAAAAAGCCUUCCUACCUCUUCAUUGGCAGCCUGGCCCUGGCUGACAUCCUGGCCAGCAUCAUCUUUGUCUGCAGCUUUGUGAACUUCCACGUGUUCAACGAGGCUGGUUUCUCCAAGGAGGUGUUCCUGCUGCAGCUGGGAGGGGUGAACACAUCCUUCUCAGCCUCCCUCAGCAGCCUGCUGCUCACAGCCCUGGACCGCUACCUCUCCAUCACCCGGCCCUCGGAAUACAAGCUGCUGAUGACCAGGAAAAGAGCCUGGGCAGCCCUGGCCGUGCUCUGGGUGACCUGUGCCACCAUUGCUUGCCUGCCCCUGCUGGGCUGGAAUUGCUGCGUGCUGGAUUCUGUCUGCUCCGAGCUGUUCCCCUUUGUGGAUGACAAUUACCAGUCAGGCUGGGUGUGUUUCAUCAUGGUCCUGCUGGGCUGCAUCGUCUACGCCUACGCCCACGUGCUCUGGAGGGCUCGCCAGCACGUGGCCUACAUGGAGAAGCACCAGGGACAGGUAGGCAAGCAGAACACCAGGAUGAGGAUGGAUGUGAUGCUGGCCAAGACCCUGGUGAUGGUGCUGGCUGUGCUUAUGCUCUGCUGGUCCCCCGUGCUCGUGCUCAUGAUCUACAGCAUCUUCGCCAGGCUGAGCGACCACCUGCGCAAGGUGUUCGCCUUCUGCAGCACCCUCUGCCUGCUCAACUCCAUGGUGAACCCCAUCAUUUACGCCCUGAGGAGCAAGGAGCUGUUCUCCUCCCUGAGGAGGGUGUUCUCCCACUUCAGGAGACAGCUGAAGCUCACUGAGGAGAGCCCAGAAGCAGAGAGCACCCACAAGUCCUCUGUGAUUGAGACCGUCUGCGAGGACACGCACACAGUGUAGGGAGGCACCUGGGGGAGAUCCACACCCUCAGGCUGGAAGGAACAGUCUGGAUCACUUUUCUCUUCUGAUGGGAGUAGAGGGAUCAGCUACAGCUCCUGCUGAUGCCACCCUUCAACACUGGGACAUAAAGUGCACAGACUUUGCUCUCAGCACAGGUUGGGAUUGUUGGGGUGUCCUGUGCAAGGCCAGGAGUUGGACUGGAUGAUCUUUGGGGUGUCCCUUCCAG